Molecule: messenger RNA, 1245 nt
Organism: Aphis gossypii (cotton aphid)
Lineage: Eukaryota; Metazoa; Arthropoda; Insecta; Hemiptera; Aphididae
Exons: 2
Source: RefSeq, a predicted model, not a curated record
UUUGUUGAUCAAAUUUCGUCAUUGUCCCCUCCCAUUAUUCCGAAAAAAUAUUCAUCACCGUCUCCGCAAUAUAACGAUGACAACGAUGCGCAGGCCCUACGACAAUCAUUCUCACCGUCUUUUUUCGAUGGAGAAUGUUCGCAGAUAAAUCCUACACAGGCAACAUAUUGUGUACAAAAUCAGGAAUCUAAGCCGAAGCCUACCAGUCUACCAUCGUUCGACUGUUUAGACAAUACAGCUGAUGGAUUUGAUUCAGACAAUUUUGCACAGUACCCUCCAUGGUAUAAUAACCGGGUAAUCCAUUCACCACCAAGCAUUGCUGUUGAUGAAAACGACGGUCCAACGCGUUUCAACAAAUCACCAUCUAUUCUAGACAGCAAGCCCACGAAAAAGCGGAGUGCAAAACGGAAACUGUUUUUUGAAUAAUAUUGUUUAUUAAUGAUUUAUGUAAAAUAAAAACAAGCGUGAUACUUAAAAACUUUUUUUUUUUAUUUAUUAGAAUAAGUUUUUACAUAAGUGUACGAGGUAUAAAAUAUUUACAAGGUCUAAAAUUAUAUACAAGGGUUACAAUUUUCUAACAUCACCGCUAAACGGGUUAUAAGUUAUAAUCUGAUCAUGUAGUAUUAAACAAUAAGCUGCAGUCUUCUCAGGAAUAACUGUAUCCGUUUCAAAUUCUAUUCGUAGGUCUAUGGUCGAUGAUUUAACGUUAUCAUUCUGAUGCGAUAAAUCGACAACGACGAUUGGAACAUAUGUUUGAAAAACAUUUUUUGAUAACAAUGGUUCACAAUAAUCUCUCUCGUAGUAUGAUUUUUGAAAGUCUGUAUAAGCCUUAUACAGUAAGCUGGUGGUAUUUUUUUUAAAAUCGGCUCGAAAGUCUUCAUAUGGAAACACUUCAGAAUUUAAGUGUACCUUAAGAUUUUUUAGUUGGCAGUGAUCGAAGCGCCCAGCGUCGAAUCCUAUAUUUUUUUUUCGAUCUGUUUGUAAUCCAAACAAAAUAAAUCUAGGUUUUUCAAGCAAGCUGCUAGACUUUAUCGUCCACGAAUGUGAAGUAUUUCUAGGUAGUACAGGAUAUUCACAUAGAUCCCAGGUUCUGAACGCACAUGAUAACGUUUUGCUCGAAUCCAAUACUUUCAGCAGUUUUAAUUUUUCUUUAUCGGUGACUUUGAUUAUAAGCAUCUUCCACGCCACCUUAGUCAGUUCAAUAGUAAUUUUUUUAUUUUGCUCAACGUGUUCAGUAGCUCCAGC